This is a messenger RNA of Bicyclus anynana (squinting bush brown), 3095 nucleotides long. RefSeq lists its product as uncharacterized. The transcript is spliced from 8 exons. The record is from RefSeq and is a predicted model, not a curated record. NCBI's taxonomy places the organism in Eukaryota, Metazoa, Arthropoda, Insecta, Lepidoptera, Nymphalidae. Bases 300 to 2270 code for a protein of 656 amino acids.
ACACAUCAGUUAGACUGCCCUUGACUAGUGACGUUUUCUUCAUACAAAAUAAUAUAACAGAUAUUCAAAGUGAAACUUAGAUUUAAUUGAUCUCGUUUUUAUACAUGAUACUCUUUUAAUUAAAACUUUUUGCUAAAUUUAAAAAAAUCAAUAACUAUUUGAAUAUAAACUUUUUGCUUAGUAUUGUGUAGUGUUCGAAUUUUAAAUUUGGAGACUGUUUUUUUUAAUAUAAGUGACUAUGAUUAUGCGAUAAUUACGAACUGAAUUUACAUUUUGCCUGCAAUAAAUAAUUUUUGAAGAUGAUUAAGAUACUGCUAGUGAUGUCAAUAUGGGCGGUGUCCGAGGCGUCGUACCCGGGUCGCAUGUCGCUCAAGAUGCGUAACCCAGGAGUGUUCCGACCCGGGGUUGUGCUCCAGCGUCCGUACCCACGCAUCGUGCCUGCCGCGACAAGGCGGGCACCAUUCAUCCUGUACAGGAAUUUCCCUCACCAUAGAUACGCCAUGAAGCACAUCACCCCAGUGACCACGCGCAACUUGUUCAACGCCUGGCGGACCACCCGGCUGCCGACGCCGGGCCCCACUCAGGAGUACGACUUCGUGCGGCCUGUCGCGUCGCCCGUCAUACAGCCCGAUGGUACAGGUGCUAUCCACACCAUCCCAGCGCCGAACCUCAGCCUCUCAGAGAAGCCGAUAGUGGUCGUCGACACUUCAGAAGCCAGUGGGAGCGAUUCUUCGGAGGCGCCAAGGCCCACGUAUGAAGUCACUGAGAAAUACUCUGAUCAACCUAUCUUUCAACCAAAUCCAAAAAUAGAACACCCAAUUGGAUUUUCGAAAGCAUCUGCAAUGUCAGCAACAGAACUGGACAAUAUAAUGAGAAACAAUGCAGCACUACAAAUAGCCUCAGAUUAUGGCAUUCCAAUACAUUUAGGGAUCCAACCUAUCUCAGAGACAUCUAUAAUACCACACCAAUUCUCAAUGCAGGGUUUCCAUGGAACUCAACAAGACUUCAAAGUAGCGGAAGGAUUAAUGAUGCCACCAAAUGGAAUAUACCAGCAGUUUCCAACAAUAUUUCAACAAUUCCCACCAGCCGAAUUUCUUCCUUUCACGCAAAAUUUCCCACCACAGGUACAAGUUCAGACACAAGCACCAGAAACCGAAACUCCUCUAUAUUUGUUACAAAAUGAACAGUUUGUUAAACAGACGCCUUCAUCAUUCGUACCCAGUGAUGAAAAGAAUUUAGUGCAAAGAGAAACACAAGAAAGUCCUGUGCUAUCUUUGGUACCUCACGCGUUUACUGUUAAAAACGUUUCAGAAAAUAUCAUCGAUAUAGAUCUUACGACUGCGUCUGUACCACAGAAUUCAACACAAGCUGUAGUAACAACUGAAACCCAAACAACAAGUACUAUAGAAACAAAUACAGAAAACCAAAAUUCAGCGCCAGUAUAUUACGCUCAAAUAGGUCAAAGCGUUGGUAAUGUCAUAACUAACGGUUUCUACACUGCGUUAAACGAUGUAAAAGCUACAAUGGGAACUGAAGUCGACAAAGUUGAGACUAAAACACCAAUAGAUAACACAGUUAAUAUAACAACUACAAUUCUACCGACGACCACACAAAGGGAAACAAAAGCAUUGUACAUACAAAACCAAAGUGUUGAUAAAAAAGACAAAAUAGAUGAACUUAGAAAUUUAAUUGCAUCGCCAUUCGAAAAGACUUCAGUUGAAUUACCAUACGAAAAGACAGCAGAAUCAGUUAACGUAGCUUAUACACUACUAAGAGCAAAUGAGAAACAGGCUAAAGUUAACCAAGAUGGCGAAAUAUUCGCAGGUCAACUAGUUGAGGCUAAAAUAAGCGAAGAUCAGGACUUCAACAAAGAGAAAGCUAUUUUAGCUAAUCGACCACCAGUCCGUAUGUUUUCUGUUACAGAAAAAAGGAUAUCUGAUCCAACUCCACAACGAUCUGUUGUUAAAGCUAAGAUACCUCCGAAAAGUAAAUUGACGUUCGAUGAUAAAACUGGAGAACCUAUAUUGAGAGUAUACGCUAGUUAUCUUGAUAACCCAGUGCAGAAAGAAAUUAUAACAACCAAAUUAGCGAACAUGAAACGCAAAGAAGUGACGCGCAAGCAAGACAACUUUGACUGGAAAACAGAUGCUGUCAAAAGUGUUGACCACGAGGAAACUAGCGAAGUCAAUCAUAUGGCUCAGUUUGGGUUGAAGAUCAAAUCGAGAAGUGAUGACUAUAUUAUGCCAAUGUUUGAUGAUUUUGAAGAGUAACAAAUACAGAGUAUAUUGGGAUUAGGGCGUUGUAAUGCACUUACUUAAUUCGUUUGAAUUGCGUAUCGUAUAAACAUAAAAACGAAUUCAGAAUACUAGUAUACCUAGAAAGCUUCAAGAUCGUAAUUGAAUUAAACUUUAUUAAUCCAGUCUAGUUCGUUGUUCUUCAUAAAAAUUCGAUUCGAAGUAAAUUACUGAACAAUUUUCGCGAAUAAGAUCAGAAACGCCCUACUACGAAGUCUUACAUUUGUUUUCAUUAUGUAAGAAAAGGAGUUUUCAUCUAAACUUCAAAACUGAGUAUAUCAGGACUGUACUUUGGCCUAUCUGUGUGGUAGCUUAUUGCCUACAUCGCAGAAAACUUCUAUAACUUCUUCUAACUUCUAACCAUUCGGUCGAAGAGAAUAUCCGCCUUUUGUUGGUUGUAUGAUAAUUGCAUAAAGGUUAUAUUUUUUUAUGUAAAGAACUUGAACCCUGAUGACUUACGCUUACGCAAUUUAGUUUAGCGUCACUUGAAUAACGUUUCAAAUAUUUAUGUGAUUUAAUAAUUCUUUUCAUUCGCUCACAUAAUUUCACAAGAAUAACUCUUGUGAUAUAAUGAUUACAGUGGAUUAUUAACCUGUUAAUCAUAAAAUUAAACAGGCAGAUUCUUGUAUCAAUUUUAAAAAAUAUUUCUCAUUUAUAAAUUUUAAAAUAUUAAUAUUAUUUACUAAGUAAACAUAACGUACCUAUUAAGUUCAUUCAUAUGUAAAUAUAUAAAUUAUACUGACCAUGUUAUAUCUAAGUAACUUUAUAAUAUCUAACCUUAUACAAGUAUAAUAUUAAUGU